Saprolegnia parasitica CBS 223.65 is the source of this 656-nucleotide messenger RNA. RefSeq lists its product as hypothetical. The record is from RefSeq and is a predicted model, not a curated record. The annotation marks the transcript as partial. Lineage: Eukaryota; Oomycota; Saprolegniomycetes; Saprolegniales; Saprolegniaceae. The transcript has a single exon.
UACGCAUCAACUCUGACGACAACCCAACGCGGUCAGUUUAUUGCCGCGUCGACCACCAAUGCUAGCCGCGUCGACAAGAACGAAGCUCCAUCUGCGUCUGGAACAAGCCGUCAAGCGUUCGCUGAACGCCGUAGAGGCCGUCAUGAUGCUAAUAAGGAACGGCGAUGGCGGUGUGUCCCGCGCCGCAACACGUGGCAGCUCGUGGUGGCAGCUGGUUUCGCAUACGCGCACCGUACGGUACCCGCAUGCAAGAGCAGCGCGGUUGAUGAGUAUUACUCUGUUUGGCGCCUCUUCUUGCUCUCCUGUCGUGCUGUGUACGUAGCAAGCUCGGACGAGUCGACUGGAGAUGCUAUCGAUCUCAACAUGCUGCGGUCGCCGGCAAUAAUUUGACCUCGCAGAGAAACGCCCGUGGUUGGCACAACGUGCAGGCGCACCCAGAUUCCAGCGCGACGGGCGUGCGCAAGAGAGUUGACUUGCGGAUCAGGCGCGUUGGGUGUCAAAAUGGCCUUUCUGACCAGGAACAUGCUUUCUGAACGUGGGAUUCUGUUGGACCGAUCGUAAGGCAGCUUCCCGGAGGAGGCACGGGCGGGCGCCCAAUAGAUAGGCUUGGACGCGGCUCGGAGCCGCACCCGGUGCACACCGCCUGAUCGACGUGU